Cylindrotheca closterium is the source of this 2388-nucleotide messenger RNA. NCBI's taxonomy places the organism in Eukaryota, Bacillariophyta, Bacillariophyceae, Bacillariales, Bacillariaceae. The record is from the annotation of a GenBank genome assembly.
AUGAUCUUGGGAAUGAACCACUGGCAUUUUGGCUACGAACAAAUUGUUCAAGAUUGCCGCAACGAAGAUGGUUCCGUCCUCAUGCUUUGCAAUGCCGAUGUUGAUGCCAUGGCGUCGGCCCGCAUUUUGUCGUAUCUAUUGAGAAGUGAUGGAAUCCCAUAUCAGUUGUAUCCCUGCACCAACUAUCAAGCCUUGGAAUCUUAUUUAAAAACCAAUGAGUCCGUCUUGGAAGAAGUCGAAGCCAUUGUCAUGCUCAAUUUUGGAGCCUCCAAGAAUUUGACCCGUCUCUUUGAAUCCCAACUACUGACGCAAGAUUUAAAAGUCUACGUCAUGGACUGCCGCAAACCCGUCCACUUGGCGAAUAUCUAUGCGGGGGAGAACAUUGUCGUGUUCAUGGACGAUACGACAAACAUGGAGGAAUUGCCCAGCGAUGGAGACAACUUGAGUGGAGGCGAGUCGACUUCGGACGAAGAAGGAUCCAGUGAAGAAGGCGAAGGCGAUGGGGAAAGUGAUGAAGAUGAUGAUAGUGACAUGGACGAUAGUCAAGCCGAUGAGGGGGAAGAAGAGGCUGGCUUUGACGAUGUGGAGGGUGAUGCACCACCCCAACCAAUGCCACAACAAGAUCCAGCCUAUGAUGGAGGGAACGAAUCGGAUCAUGACGACGAACAUGACAAUGAUAAUGAUGAUGACGAUGCUACUGCAGCGCCUGUGGACGAUCCCGAAAAAAGCAAACGACGAUCCAGAGAUGAUGCUCCAGAAAUGGACCCAGCUUCGUCUCCCGAUUCCACCUCCAAGCGGCAAAAACUUACUGAAGACGAUGCCACGGCGGUCGAAACGGACGAAGAUGACUCGCGACGCAAUUCUCAAGAAUCUUCCAAUCAACACGAAGAAGAAUUCAUGGAUCCCCGCGAAUUGCACAAACAGCGUCUCGUAAAGUUGAGGCAAUACUAUUCUUCAGGAUCCUUCUUUGGCUGUCCUUCGGCCUACGUGGCCUAUCGCCUAGCGGCUCAAUUGCGGUUUGGCGACGAAAAGGAUCUGCUGUGGUUGGCCUGUGUGGGGGUCACGGAUGCUUAUCUGCACGCUCGAUUGGACUUGACGGGGUUUGCCGCCCUGUCUACGGACCUGAAAGAAUCCAUCUUUCGUCUAUUCCCCAACGACAUGUACGAACGAGUCUCCAACACGGUCUAUGCCGAAGAUUUGUUGGGGACUACGCCCUUGGAAGGAGAUGAAUCGCGGACUCGGAUUUCUCUUUCGGACAAUGGUCGCAUCAUUGCGCAAAAUGAUUUUCGGUUCUUUUUGUUGCGGCAAUCGAGUCUUCUAGAAAGCAUGGUCCACUCGGACUACAUUUCCACCAAGUUUCAAGUAUGGACCAAAAAGGGAAUGCAACGACUCCAAGAACUAUUGGCCAAAAUGGGAUAUCCGUUGGACGAAUGCAAACAGCCAUUUCACAUGAUGAAGCCGAGUCUCAAGAGACAAUUGCAACAUAAGUUGGUGGAGAAUGGGCCGGAAUACGAACUUGGCAACUGGCAGUUUACUAGUUUCUUUCGGAUUACUGGAUACCAGUCCCUUCUUUCGGCCAGUGAUACCUCCUAUGCUGUCACGGCUUUACUAGAGUGCGAGACUCCCACCUCCAAGGCAAUCGAAGAUGAUCCUCUCAACCAACAAGCUUGGGACGAGGAGAAAAUGAUGGUGGAGGCCUUUAACAUUGCUUACGACGCUCUCAAUUGCAAUACGACCCCCAACAGCGCCAAUGGAAGUGGUACUUGGAAUGGAGUCUUGGCGGAAGGCCGAGACACCUCCACUUUGGUCAAUGGCGGUAGCCUCUCGGGGAGUACGGGACUGGGUGCUGGUUUGCGCAUGGCCAUGACCCUCCAAAAAUUAGUCAUCAACACGGCGGUUUCGUUGGUGGACCGGGAGGCCAUUACUCGGUUGCGCCAUUUUCGAUACGCCUACCUCAACUGUACCAGUGCGGGAGAAAACAAGACGGCGCGGUCCGAAUUGGUACCUUCCAACUCGAACAAAAAAUCUGCCAAGGAUGAAGAACACAAGCAUCAUGUGUUUGCAAAACCCUUGGCACUGACCAGAUUGGCUCAUUUCUUGAUGGACAUGCACCGGGAAAAUGGCAAGUGGACGGGAGGCAAGUCCCGGCCACUGGUGUUGCUCGCCGAAAAGCCACGAACGGGGACCUACUUGGUAGUGGGCUACGAGUAUCCCGAACGGGCUGGGACCUUUAUGAGGAACACGUUUGGCAACAAUUUUGAAUUGACGGCCAAAUCCAUGAAUGGGACCUUUCGAUUUGAUAGCUUUGACAGCAACGUUGUUGAAGUCAAUGGGGAUGAUGUGCAACGAUUCAUUGAGCAAUUGCACUAUUUGAUGGAUUCAAUUUAA